Molecule: messenger RNA, 1488 nt
Organism: Lathyrus oleraceus (garden pea)
Lineage: Eukaryota; Viridiplantae; Streptophyta; Magnoliopsida; Fabales; Fabaceae
Exons: 4
Coding region: 217-1125 (302 amino acids)
Source: RefSeq, a predicted model, not a curated record
UGGAUACUUAAUUAUUUAUAGAUAAGAGACAAUGACUUGAAACUUACCACCAAAAUUCCAUUCUCACCCCCCUUAUUUUUAUUUUUGAAUUAACACAUUGAACAACAAAGAAACCAUAACCAUCACACUUCCCUUUUCUUUCUUUUUUUUGUUACUUAUUCAAAAAUAACAUCUUCGAACUCUUUUGGUUCUGAUCUUAUUCUGAAUUGCAGAAAAAUGGGUACUUUCUGUGAUGAAACUGAAAUUUCAGAUCAUAAUCAAAACCAUGUCAUUGAUGCUAGCGCCAAAGUGGACCACAAAUGCAGUAGCAAGAAAAUGGAAGUAGAUGAAGGUUUGAAUUUGAACACUGUUGCAUGUCUAAGAGGGAGGUUAUUAGCAGAAAGACAUGCUUCAAAAGUGGCUAAGGAACAAGCAGAAUCAAUGGGCAAAAAGUUGGUUGAGUUGGAGAAGUUGGUUAAAGAAGAGAUCAGGUUAAGAGAUAAAUCUGAGAGAAAGCUUAAAUUGUUAAGGAAAAAGCUUGAAUCUUCUUCAAGCAAAUCCUCCAAAUUAAGCCAAUUGGGGCAUUCUGAUUCUUCACAAAAAAGUGAAAAUUCUUGUGGUUUAUCAUCAGUUAGUUCAAAUUCAAAAAAUUCAGAAGCUAAUGAAACCCGAAAUUGUGUGAAAGCUUUGACAGAAAAUUUAGUGGCAAACCAUAGUGUUUCAGGGUCAGAGAAUGGUUCAUCAUGUACAAAAGAAUGUGAUUCUCAGAUUACUGAUAAUAGUUCAAGUAGUAAUUAUUCAGAACAUGGUUAUUCUUCUCUAAAGAAUCUGAGCUUUGAGUUUGAGAAUGUGAAGAAUGAUGAAAACAAUGAGUCUAAGGAUUUGAAGAAUGAUGAAAUCAGGCUUUCUAGUUUAAGCACAAAGUCAUCAGUGACAGAGAAUGAGAGUGAUCAUGCAGAUUCCUUUGAUAAUUCCUUGGCAAUAGUUCCUGUGACUGUGAAUAUGACAGCAACAUCUCGAGCUAAAAAUAAUCACAAACAAGUUAACGAAAAUGUCUUUGAAGCUCUAGAUGCUUUAAGGGUUGCCAAAGAAAAGCUUCAAAGUUCAUUGGGAACAAGGCAAAUGAUUCAAGUUGGCUUAAGUUAAUAACCUCUCACUACGAGAGAUACUAAUAAGUACGUGCAUAUUUGAAUUGACGAUGAGUUUGACGAAAUCUCGACGACACUGUGAUUUUGUUGAAGCCGCAAAAUGAUAGCAAAACACGAUUCUGUCAAAUUCAUGGUUAAUUCAAAUAUGUUCCAAGGCUAUAUAAGUUAUUUAACAUUUCAAUGUUAAUGUAUUAUUAUAGGAAGUGAGAUUAUUCAGUAUAGGUGGAAACAGCAAUAACCUUGAGUAAUGGUAUUGGUAGAAGGGUGGUAAAGUUCUUGUGAAUUAUGGUUUUUCACUUGCCACAUAAAACAUGUGACAUUGAAAUGUGUUGUCGGAUCAAGAGUUAAACUCUUCUGUCUA